This is a messenger RNA of Mucor velutinosus, 2217 nucleotides long. RefSeq lists its product as uncharacterized. The record is from RefSeq and is a predicted model, not a curated record. The coding region runs from base 1 to 2217 and encodes 738 amino acids. NCBI's taxonomy places the organism in Eukaryota, Fungi, Mucoromycota, Mucoromycetes, Mucorales, Mucoraceae. Gene Ontology annotation, biological process: rescue of stalled cytosolic ribosome; protein ubiquitination. The transcript has 4 exons. Gene Ontology annotation, molecular function: ubiquitin protein ligase activity; ribosome binding.
AUGUCUACCGAAGCCAAGGCCAAGACGACUGCCAAUGCUGGCACCAAGCAUCGACAUUAUCGAAAAAAUCCUGCCAAGCAAGCAAAAAAACCUGCAGUUAAAAAGGCACAAGAGGAAGAGGGAUCCUCAUCCUCCGAAGAAGAAGAUGGUGAACUUUGCUUUAUUUGUACAGAGCCCAUUAAAACAUUCGCAGUGGCCCAGUGUGAUCACCGUACUUGUCAGAAAUGUACGCUUCGUCUCCGAGCUCUCUACGAUACUCGCAAUUGUGCUUACUGUAAGGCCGAGCAAAAAGUAGUGGUCUUCACACAAGAUGCCGAGAAACCAUUUGAAAACUACACUGCAGAUGAUACUCCUUUUACCGAUAAAAAGUUAAACAUUAAAUUCGAGACACAAGACAUGUACAAGGAGGCAAUGCACAUGUUGGAGUACAACUGUCCUCACACCGGAUGCGCAGAGACAUUCAAGAAUUGGGGUGAACUGAAGCAGCAUGUUAGAAAAUCGCAUAGUCUCAAUAUCUGCGAUCUAUGUUCUCGCCAUAAAAAGAUCUUUCCUUACGAGCACACAUUGUACACUUCAGCUCAGUUGACAAAGCACCAUCGAGAAGGCGAUAAAGAGUUCAACAAGGACGACGAAACCGGUUUCUCGGGCCACCCAGAAUGUGCAUUCUGUAAAAUUCGAUUUUUUGGUGAUGAUGAGUUGUUUGUGCAUUGCCGUGAUCAGCAUGAACAGUGCUUUUUGUGUGUGCGUAAUGGAAAUCGACACGAGUAUUACGUCAAUUACGCUAGCUUGGAAGAGCAUUUCAAAGCAGACCAUUGCAUGUGUCUUUACCCUCAAUGCCUGGAAAAGAAGUUUGUCGUGUUUGAUUCGCCCAUUGAUUUGAAGGCACACGAAGUGGAAGUACAUGGCGAAUCAACCGCUGGCUUACAGAGAUCUAUGCAGACGCAGAACAGACAAUUAGAAUUGAAUUUCCAGUACGAAUCAUAUAGACAUCAACGAGAUAAUAACAAUAGAAGAGGAGGAGGAGCAGCAGCAGCAGGAAAGAAGAAGGAAGAUAGCGCCCAAAAAACCAACCAUAGACAACACACGGCUGCUAGUGGUUCUUCUACACCCUCCAAUGCCGCCAUUGGACCUAACGAUUUCCCAAGCAUGAGUCAAGUGAAUGCGGCUCUGACAGCUACUACCACAACAGCAGCAACAAACCAAACUCGUAUUAUACCUGGUGCAAGCACCAAAAAGAACAAGGGAAAGGGAAAGGCAUUGCAAAAGCCUGCAGGAUUUGGCGCACUCUCAACACCUAUAGCAGUGAAUGACAGUGGAGGAAGUAGUGGCGGUGGUGGUGGAGGCGGUGGCAGUGGUACCAGUAAUCUGGAUCCUCAGGAUCCCACUGUGGCUAGCCAUACAGCGUUUCUGUCCAAAGUGGGCAAUAUGCUCCAAAGUAAGGCAAAGGUGAAUGAAUUUAGAUCCUUGACAAGUGCAUUCAGAAAGAACACGUUGAGUGGCGAGGACUAUGUCAAUCAAAUUGUAAAGUUGACAAACAAUAAUGUGGAGCAAUCUAGCAAGAUUUUCAAGGGAGUAGAGGACUUGCUGGACAUUGAAGACAAGAAAUGGGAAUUGAUCCGUGUAUGGAGAAACAAACACACAGCAAUGACCAACUUCCCGGCUCUUGAUGUGAGAGAAAGAACACCCGUUCAAACCUCUCGUGUGUUGGUGAUUAAGCCCAAGCAGACCAAGAAGGUUGUUGGGGGAGGAGCCAAGUCUAAGAACGUGUGGGACAAGGUAGCAUCCGCAGCCAAUGUUGCCAACAACAUGACCAGCCGACCUUCCAGUGCUCAGAGCUCCAUCCGAUCAUCACCACAAACAUCUCGCCCUGGUUCCCCUGUAAAUACCUACCGUCCAUCGUCCAACGUCAACAACAAAACUCCUUGGAGUGGAUCAUCAUCAACCAGCGUCUCUGCAAGCAACUCAGCGCAAGAUUUCCCUAGUUUAAAACCCAAGACAUUCCCUGCCCUACCUACGGCUGCGCCUAAACAUCAAAUGAUCUUGAAUAUGCGUAGACAAAAUUCAGGGCAGGGCGCUAUCAAUGCCUGGAAUAGCGGCGGAAGCAGCAGCGAGGAUGUCUCUGAAUCAGCAACGGACGAGGCAUCAUCAGCAGCCGGUAACAGCGGCAAGAAGAAGAAGGGCAGAAAGAACAAUGUCUUGUUUAGAGUUGGUUUAUAA